Exophiala xenobiotica is the source of this 2680-nucleotide messenger RNA. RefSeq lists its product as uncharacterized. NCBI's taxonomy places the organism in Eukaryota, Fungi, Ascomycota, Eurotiomycetes, Chaetothyriales, Herpotrichiellaceae. The transcript has 5 exons. Bases 899 to 2122 code for a protein of 407 amino acids. The record is from RefSeq and is a predicted model, not a curated record.
CUCCCCGUGCUCGCGACCAGUUGACUAUGUCCAGCCGAAUCGACCUCUCUGGAUACUCGAACUACAGCUUUUGGCGACCUCUCCAACUCUUGACAGCAUCCUCCAGCUGGCAUGAAUACUCGGUAUUUCUGCUCUGCUGAUUUGGUCCGAGCUCCACCUGUCAAAGCUCUCAUGGUCAGCCCAUUCACGCCCAUCCACGCCCAUCCAUGCCCAUCCUUGCCCAACUCCAACUAGCCCAAAGUCUCGAUGGAGGGUGGAUGGAGGCAAAAUCUUUAGUCAAACAUGGUCAACCACGUCAACGAAGGUCCCAACCCUUCCUCUGCCCCUCCAGCCGUCAGAAAAUUGACUUUUCUGACGUUUCCAGCAUCCAGCAUCCACUGCAUCCUGUUCCUUUGCGAGCUUUGCCUGGAAACUUUCGGCAGGAGCCCGCGGGAGUCUGAGGUCGUGGGUCAAGCCAGCUAAGUUCCAACCCCAUUAUCUUGAAGGCUCCACGAAGCUUCGCACCUCUUGUCUCAUUUCAGGCCCGCUCACGAAUCGCAUUCCUGUGCCUCGCCAGGUCAAGACUCAAAGGGCACUCAGAUGGGGACCCGUAUUUCCACCUCCCUUCAGAGCAUGCACACUGUGAACUCUAUUCCCAAAGCAAAAGGGUGCUGAGAAAGAGACAUUCGGCACCGGCCCCGUUGGUCGACAUCCUGUGAUCGACACGGACUCCAUGUGCCCUGACGGACUUUGCUCUACUUUUUCUAUCACUGCCAGUUCCCCAUUAUCUGGGCACAAGACGUGCAUGGCACGACCUCGAGAGACGGGUACUUUCUGAAAGUCAUCCAAGUACUCAUAUUUUACUUGCUCUCUGUGAGAUCUGUCUGGUACCGUCGACCGCGAGGCACAUGCAGCGAAUAUGUCGGACCUGAACCCAACAUCGGCUCCCUUCGAAGCGGCCUCUCCAAAUGAUCACGGCGUCUCGGUAUCGAUUGUCAAUGUCAUUUUGAUCAUCUUCUCGGGCAUCGUGGUGAUCUCCAGGGCGAUCACACGGGUUAGCAUAACUCGACUCACUGCUGUGGACGAUGUCGCCAUUUUCGUAUCUUUGGUAUUUGCGAUCGCGCAAUGCGUAUGCAUACAGUUGGCGAGGAACAAUGGCCUGGGGAAACACCGACAUACCCUUUCUUCACACGAUUUCUUCGAAUAUAGCAGAUACAACUACGCAAGCCAGUUACUUACCAUCUUCACACUUCUAUUCGCCAAAAUGGCCGUCUCACGACUGAUCCUGACCAUUCGACCGAUGCGAGUAGUGCGCUUUGCCUGUUAUGCCGUGGAAGGAGCUGUUGCGCUAUGGGCAUUGACCUCGUUGUUCUCACUCGCUUUCCAAUGCGACAUUCCCAAUCCUUGGCUUCAAGAGUCGUCUCGAUGUGUCAAUCUGAAAGCAUUGUACUAUUACAUCGGCAUCGUCAACAUUCUCACGGACGUGGCAUUGGUUAUCAUUCCCAUCUUCGUGGUGCACGACCUUCAGUUAAAGACACAGAAAAAGGUCUUUGUCGUUUUCCUCUUCGCCACGCGAAUCUGCGUUGUUGGCGUCGUUAUCGCUCAGCUGGCGACCCUCGGCCCAUUUCUCACCUCCACACGCACGACCAACGGAGACCAGACAUGGGACAACGUAGUCCCCACGCUCCUGAACCAGAUCAUGAUCUUCGCCAGCAUCGUGACAGCCUGCGUGCCCAGCCUGCGACGGGUCGUCACGGAAUUGCAGACGAGGCAGACAGGUCUGCACGUCGACAGAGCAUUGGAGCUCGCGUACGGGUCGGGCAAAUACGGACACGGAACCGUGCCCAACACGAUGAAAGAUUCGGCGGAUUCCUCGGGUGGUGGAGACAGAGACCACCACGCAGAGGCCAAGAGCAGUAAUACACAGAUACCGUACGGGCACAACAUCAAAGGCCCCGUCGGCAACCUCGCGUCGAUAUACGCUCAGCAUGAUCAUGAGAAGACGCAGUCCAGCCGCCCAUCGAGUCAAGAGCGGCUGAGAAGGCCGGAUGGCAUACAUUAUACGCAGGAGUACAGCGUGGCGACCGUCGAUGACGAGACGAUAUCAACGCCGUCGGAGAGGAGACGUGACGAUUCAUUUUGAGCCGAGUACUAUAUCUCAAACGUGUUUUGUUUGUUCGGCAGCUGUGCCUGCCCGCACACACACUGCGCGGCUAAGUCCAUGUCUGAAAGAGUUAUGAGUCAAGAAUCUUGGGUUGGGCAACCAAAAAAGGGCUGGGUGGUGGCUAUUGGCGCGACAUUGGUCAUUGCGGGAAAUAUAUCUGGAACUCGAACGUGGCAUUUUGACCACUGGUUGGUAUACCUUUUGUGGCCAGAGUACGACUUGACGGAAAGCAAUGUACAUUGCAUAUGAGGUGCUUCAGUUGUUCAAGCAUUAAAAAAGAGUAUCCUGUUGUCCCGUAUUUGCUUGCAUGAGUGUGCUUUGCUGGGCAUACUGGGCAAGCCGCCUUGAAACCAUGUCGUUUCUUCUUCUCGUCGAUCACGCUUGGGGGAAGAUAACGUGCCCGCAUAAGCAGCAAGUAAACCCUCAUACUUAUGGAGAUGGAGUCUAGUACAAACUAGGCAUCGAAAGAGGCAGGAUACAUGACUUCCCAGCCCGCACUCCGAAAGUUUGUGGCAAAUAUAUCCAACUUACCGCUCC